UGCAGAGCUGAGUGUCCUGAGAGGUCAGAUUGCCGUCAGACAUGGCUCAUGAACAUGGACACAGUAAAAUGGAACUUCCAGAUUGUAAACAAUGGAAGAUAGAGGGGACACCAUUAGAAACUGUCAAGAAGAAGUUGGCUGCACGAGGGCUAAGGGAUCCAUGGGGCCAUGAUGAAGCUUGGAGAUAUGUGAGUGGCUUUGCAAACAAUGGUUCCUUUAUUGGUGCAUUAUUACAAGGAUUCAAAUGGGGAUUUGCUGUAUUUGUGGGAGCUGUAGGAGCUGAAUAUUAUCUGGAGUCCCUGAAUAAAGAUAAGCAUCACUGAAGAUAAUACCUGGAAGUAUCAUAGUGGUUUCUUAGCUCUCCAAAGUAAGAUUUCUUCACUGUAGCCUACUUGUCUGGCUUAUCCCUUAAAGAAUAUUAGUAAGAUUUAAUAAAGUAAAAUAUAUGCA
This is a messenger RNA of Piliocolobus tephrosceles (Ugandan red Colobus), 450 nucleotides long. RefSeq names its product NADH dehydrogenase [ubiquinone] 1 beta subcomplex subunit 3-like. The record is from RefSeq and is a predicted model, not a curated record. NCBI's taxonomy places the organism in Eukaryota, Metazoa, Chordata, Mammalia, Primates, Cercopithecidae. The transcript has a single exon. Gene Ontology annotation, biological process: electron transport chain; mitochondrial respiratory chain complex I assembly. The coding region runs from base 42 to 323 and encodes 93 amino acids. Gene Ontology annotation, cellular component: respiratory chain complex I; mitochondrion.